AUGUUCAAGCCUGUAGUUGCACGCAAUGCCAUCAAAGCUCUAAACACCGCCCGCCCUGCCUUGGCGGCUCCCACGGGCUUCACCCGCCCUCUCUCAUACACUGCCUCACUCGGAAAGAAGAAGAGCAAUGACCCUGCAAAGGACCCCAUCCUCUCUGCUACAACCAAGGCCCCCGAGGGUGCUUCUAGUGCGACUGAGGGCCAAUUCGCUCGUACUGACCAAAGCGUCCAAAUUGAAUACCCUCCCGAUAGCGAGAUGCCCGCUCAACCGGUGGCUCAGGGACGCGGUGGGAUGCAUUUCAAACGUACUCUAGCCCAAUUCUCACUUGAGAAGAAGGUCAGCGUGGUAACUGGUGGUGCUCGUGGAUUGGGUCUAGUCAUGGGCCAAGGCCUCGUCGCUUCCGGCUCGGACUUGGCUAUUAUAGAUCUUAACAAGGAUGAAGCUGAAUCCGCAGCUGCCUCGCUGGUCGAGCAGUUCCGUAAGGAGAAUCCCGGUCUCGAAGACAUGCCCAAAGUCACCGCCCACUACGCGGACGUUGCCAGUCCUGACUCCGUGCAGAACGCAAUGGCCGAAGUCCUGGCCAAGCACGGCAAGAUUGAUAACUUGGUCACCUCGGCCGGUUUCACCGAGAACUUCGAGGCCAUCAAUUACCCAUUCGAUCGUAUGCAGAAGCUAUGGGGCGUCAAUGUUGACGGUACAUAUCUCUUUGCCAUCAACGUUGCCAAACAUCUGAUGGAGCGCAAGGCGCCCGGUAGCAUCGUUAUGAUCGGCUCCAUGUCCGGCUCUAUUGUUAAUGUUCCCCAGCCCCAGGCUCCAUACAACGCCGCGAAGGCUGCUGUGCGCCACCUUGCUGCCUCGCUCGCUGUGGAGUGGGCUGGCCAUAAUAUCCGCGUUAACUGCAUUAGCCCCGGUUACAUGCUUACUGCUCUAACCCGCAAGAUCCUCGAUGAGAACCCCCAGCUUCGAGAUCAGUGGACCUCUCUCAUUCCUGUCGGCAAGAUGGGUACACCGGAGGACCUGAUGGGCGCCGUGACCUUCCUGCUUAGUGAUGCCUCUAAGUAUAUCACCGGAGCCGAUCUCCGUGUUGACGGUGGCUACACCGUAACGUAA
Penicillium griseofulvum is the source of this 1110-nucleotide messenger RNA. RefSeq lists its product as uncharacterized. Lineage: Eukaryota; Fungi; Ascomycota; Eurotiomycetes; Eurotiales; Aspergillaceae. The coding region runs from base 1 to 1110 and encodes 369 amino acids. The record is from RefSeq and is a predicted model, not a curated record. The transcript has 4 exons. Gene Ontology annotation, cellular component: intracellular anatomical structure. Gene Ontology annotation, molecular function: oxidoreductase activity, acting on NAD(P)H, oxygen as acceptor.